AUUGGACUAGAGGACCGAACAACUCGAACCAAGCCCUAAGAACUGGAGGUGAGAAAACAAGACUAUCAGUUUUCUACGCUGAUAAUAACAAUGGUUUAUGUUGUUGUCAGAAGAUUGGAGGCGGCGAAUCUGGAACAGAGGUUGACCUUGAGUUAAUGACCGUCGAACUAGUUGCUGAUGCUCCGUGGUAUUUUGGAGAAAUAAGUAGAGAAAAAGCCAAUGAAAUUCUAAUAGACCAACCAGUUGGCACGUUUUUGAUACGCGACAGUACUACUAAGUCUGGCUACGUUCUUGCUAUAAAAGAGGCCAAUGAAGUCAAGCGGUAUCUCCUUACAUGGGCACCUCAGCUGAAAAAGUUUAAGUUUGGCGAUACUCUUUACUCUUCCUUAGAGGAGCUGGUCAGAUUACAUACAUCGCACUCUUCGAGCACUCGCAUGAGACAGCCUGCUCAGAAAGCAACUUAUGCAGCAUUAUACUCUUUCCAAGCACAGGAGGAAGGUGAUCUUUCUUUUCAGAGGGGCGAUAUAUUGACUUUUAUUCGACAGAAGCGUGACUGGAUACUUUGCAAGUCAAGUGAUAGUCAAAUUGGCUGGGUUCCUUCAAAUUACUUAACUCCAUUUAAUCCUGAAAUUGUGACCAGACUGAAAGGUCACUGUGACCAGCUUGGUUUAACAUACUGUCACCUGUUGAAAUCUAUCCAAUUACCGGCUACUGGAAAGGUUGUGAGAGCAAGAAAUCCUAGUAUAUUUGCAACCGGACAUCUAAAAGUGGAGUGUGAUGAUGAAGUUCAAAUAAGAAAGUUACUUCCUGAUGGAUUCUGUGAUGUAUGGCGAGAACGUGAUCAAGUUGGUGGUUUAGUACCAAUCAAUUUUCUGAAAAUUGAAUGCAGUUAAUAACUUUUUUUCAGAUUAUGGAACGAGAAAGAAGAGAUUUGUCCACCACUAUUUAGUAUUUAUAACAGUACGCUAACCACUUGCAUUUUAAUUUACUUUCUAUAUGAUUUAAUGAUCAGUUUGUACUCUGCUUUCAUAAAAUUCAUCAUGAUCUAUAAAAUUCACUUUUCUCUUAAAUGUUUUGUUGUUCUUGCUUUUCUUGUGUUUUCCAACACAGAAUAGAAUGCUUGAAAUUGUAGUCUGGUUAUUUAUUAUCAGUAUUACUAUUGACAACACAACCUGAAGCCUUAUGCACAAUGAGAGAUGCACUGCGCAAAAUAUUGUAACGAUAUGAAAUAAAAGAGGGGGAGGAGAGAGAUAGAAAUAAAGUCACAGAAUGGUCACAGUGGUAAUAUCAUGUAACACUUCUAAAUGGUGUUUUUUUUCUGUCAUUUUACUUUUCACUAAUUGGAAGAAAGCUGCAAAGUGAUCUCUUUGACUUUAUCCAGACAGUCAUAUUACACAAACAGAUGUUAGUUCAACAAAAUGUUCGAUGAUUUGAAAAUAUUCAUUAUUGUUGUAUUUGUGUUUCGGUACUAUUAUUAAACAGAACGAGGUUGUAUAUUAAUGGUGGGCAAUGGAAUCCAGGAUCCCCAUUGCGUCUCACUUAAGACUCGCCAGCUGGAUGUACCUGCCUCCUAGUGAGUGAUGUUGUUCCCACUGGGACUCGAACUCGGGACCGACCGCUUCUAACACCAGGGCGUUACCCACUGAGCCACCUAGUCAAGAUGGCCACUUCUUGUGCGGUGGGUAUAGUUUUUAUAUUGUUAUGGAUAGGAGCUACUAUCUAUCAAUAACAUAUAGUUGAAACAGGCAGUAUCGAGACAUCCGUGCCAGGAGCCCAUAUGCCACUAGCGGCCGAUGAAUUUGGUCGAAUCAACGAUGGGAUAAUUCAAGUAGGAACAUAACAAGGAAGUCUUUUUACAUUCAUUGAAAACUGCAAAAACAAUGUUUGUCCCUAGGGUUGGUCACCCCUCUGUUUGUUCUAACCACUUCUAUAGUUAGUUGGAUAACACGGUGUAACCAGAUAGGUGGAUAUCGAAGAAGUCUACAGUAGGUUAAAAUGGUGUGUAAAAAAGACAUACAGACUAAAUAGUGUGAGGAUUUAAAGGGAAGACGAGACUUC
Molecule: messenger RNA, 2058 nt
Organism: Heterobilharzia americana
Lineage: Eukaryota; Metazoa; Platyhelminthes; Trematoda; Strigeidida; Schistosomatidae
Source: the annotation of a GenBank genome assembly